Molecule: messenger RNA, 1679 nt
Organism: Schistocerca nitens (vagrant locust)
Lineage: Eukaryota; Metazoa; Arthropoda; Insecta; Orthoptera; Acrididae
Product: UPF0449 protein C19orf25 homolog
Exons: 2
Coding region: 59-430 (123 amino acids)
Source: RefSeq, a predicted model, not a curated record
CGUCACACACACACAGUCAACGGGGAGGCACCGUUUGUGAUUGUCUUCGUGGGUGUCAAUGUUUUCGACAGAAAUGUUUAAGAAGAAACCAAACAUUCCUCCACGACCAUCUCCCCCAGGAAUAACUCAAUUAAUAGCAGAUCUAGAUAACUCGGACAGUGAUGACAUUGUUUUCCAGAGAAAUAAACUUGCUUUAGAAAAUUUGCUGAAUGAAAUAGAAAACAGUGAAGAGGACAGCGGUGCUGGCGAUGAUGAAAAUGAUCCAGAAAAAUUGUAUCUCCGGGUGAAAAAUUUUGUGGAAACAAAUAAUAUACUGCACGAAUACGUGAAAACAUUGGAGCAACAAAAUGACAAUCUUCAAAUCUGUGACGCUGAAUUGAAACGAAUAGCGGAAGAGAUCCGGAAACAGGCGCAACAAGCGCUAAAGUGAACUUGGAAUACCGCAGUUGUAAUAAAAGGAAGACAGCGUCUUUAAUCUGGAAUUAAUAGUCCGUUUUCCUGACGCAUAGUGAAUGUUUCCACUUAUUAUUGCCAUGUAUUUUAGCUGUUCAGUGAGCGGCGAUGUGCCAUUUCUUGUGCACCAAAUGUAAAAUUUUAGCUGGUGUGACUUUGUUUUAAAUUAUUUGAUUUCGCUUGUGUUUAUGUUGCUGUAUCAACCUGUUGUUGCGUUUCAAUAACUGAGAUGUAUUUGAAAUUGUUCAUGAGACAUAAAUAUGUGGGUACAGUAAUUGAAAUGUAAUAUGAAACUGUAUAUGAUUGUUUCCAGUACAAGUAGCUAUGAAGGUUGGGUAUAGUAGCUCAUGGAGCCAAUCUGAGGCGCCAAUGUAAUUAAAAGAAUAGCUGCUGCUCACCACAUAGUGGAGAUGGUGAGUCGAAGAAAAACACAACAAAAACACUACCAAACAACUAGCUUUCAGCCAACAAGGCCUUUGUCUAAAUUACACAACAUACACACACACAUGCAAAUGCAACCCACAUGCAUAUGAUCACAGUCUGUAGCAAGUGGUUGUGUGUGAAAGAGUUGCAUUUGCUUGAGUGAGUGCGUGUGUAUAUGUUUAAUUUUGACAGAGGCCUUGUUGGCCAAAAGCUAAUUGUGUGACAGUCUUUUCUUUUUUUUUUUGUCUGUGAAUUCUGUCACUCAGCAUCUCUGCUGUAUGGUGAGUAGCAACUAUCCUUUUCAUUAUAUUAUUACAUUCCAUCCUGAUUUUCCAUUGUUCAAUCUGAAGUACUUGAGACAAUAUUCAAACUGUUGUUGCACAGGCCAUUAGGUAGAAAUACUUUUGUGAUUUGCUUCAGGCCAGUGUGACCCCUAGUUCAUUGUUUACCAGUCUCUUCACAUCACAAUGAGCAGAAUCAAGUAUGUGGAGCCUUUGGCAACAUUUAUCAAAGAGCUGUGGUAUUUGUUUAUACAGUGUCCUUUGCUUGCAAAUUGCAUUGCAGGAAACUUUAUCUUUUUGUUGUAUUUGAAAACUUCAUUUACGGAAGGUAGUAGUGUACAUAUUUUUUCCCAAUAAUAGUGUAUGUUGCCAGAUAUUUAAAAAUGUGUUUGUAAACCAGUUUACAUAUUCCAUGUCAUAGAUAUUGUCAAAUUGUUAUAGAUAUUGUGAAAUUGAUUGCUGGAAGAUGCAAAUUGCAUAUUAACCAGACACAUUGAUUCUCAGUAAAUAGUUUUGAACACA